AUGCACGUCAGGAGUGAGUUGGCUGGUAACUCGUAUCCGCCCCGGCUGCCUGCCCUUGCCCUAGUAGUAGUACAAGUUCCCAACGUGUCGCGUCUCCCUUUCGCUUCGCUCCCACUUCUCCCCAAACCCAUCUCGCAGCUCGUCUCGUCCCCAUCGUCUUCGCCACUGGACACGACCGCAAACCCUAGGCGCCGCCGCCCUCCCAGGCCCCCAGGGGUGGUAGCAAACCAGGAGGAGGAGGAGAUCGGAAGGAAAGCGGAUUUAUGUCCCAGCGAGGGGACAGGGGCGAGGGCCACGCGAGGAGACCCGCCCGCUCUACCAGCUUCGGCCAAGGACACCGCGGAGGCGGAGUCGGCGGCGCCGCGAGCAAGGGCGGCGGGGGCACCUCAGGUGGCCAGCCUCCCCUAUCAUCUAACCGAAGCUUCGGCAAGCCUCGCAAUGGCCACGGCGGCCACCAGAGGGUCGUGAACCAGCCUGACACCACCGGCUUCCAGCCCGCCCCGGCGCCAGGGCCCCUGCAAACGCCGC
This is a messenger RNA of Lolium rigidum, 528 nucleotides long. RefSeq lists its product as uncharacterized. The record is from RefSeq and is a predicted model, not a curated record. The transcript is spliced from 4 exons. The coding region runs from base 1 to 468 and encodes 155 amino acids. Lineage: Eukaryota; Viridiplantae; Streptophyta; Magnoliopsida; Poales; Poaceae.